CAAAAACAAACCAGGCGUUACUAGAGAAGUAAAAUGGCGGACACGCCUCCGCCUUUGCGCUACGUCACUUCCGGAUGCGGCAAGCCUCCGAGUAGUAGUGGGAUUGGAAGCAGCUGAGUUUAGCUCUGAUCCUUUAGCUCCGUUAGCAUCGAGGCUAAUGAAUGACAGCUCGCUGUCGCUUUCGCUCAUCACCCGCCAUCAUACACACACUCUCCCCUGCUGCUCGACCAUCACAGCUGAUUUCACCUGCGGAGGAGAAAGACGAGGAAAUGUCCACCAUUUUAUUCAUUACCAUCUGAGGAGUCGGCGGUGUUUCCAGGUUAGCUUUAGCAUUAGCUCGGAUAGCUUUUCUGGGAGCUAGCAUAGCUGAUUAGCACUGAGUUGACGAUGAAUGGCCUGUCUGUCAGUGAGCUGUGUUGCCUGUUCUGCUGUCCUCCAUGCCCGAGCCGUAUCGCCGCUAAGUUGGCCUUCCUGCCUCCCGAGCCCACCUACACCCUCCUGCCCGAUCUGGAAGCAGGCCCGGUGUCCACCAGCUCCACCACGGCGCCUGGUCUGCGCUCUCGAGGAGGCUCUGCAGGAGGAGGAGGAGGAGGAGGUGCCGGCGGUGGCGCUGUCGUAGGUGUAGGCGGGGGUGUUGGAGGAGGUGUAGGAGGAGGAGAGGGGCGCUGGAAGCUCCAUCUCACAGAACGGGCCGAGUUUCAGUAUUCCCAGCGGGAGCUGGACGUCACCGAAGUGUUCCUGACGCGCUCGAGUCGAGGGAACCGAGUGGGCUGCAUGUACAUCCGCUGCGCUCCCACAGCACGGUUCACCGUGCUCUUUUCCCACGGUAACGCUGUAGAUCUGGGGCAGAUGAGCAGUUUUUACAUCGGCCUGGGGACGCGCAUCAACUGCAACAUCUUCUCCUACGACUACUCGGGCUACGGCGUGAGCACGGGAAAACCGUCCGAGAAGAACCUGUACGCGGACAUCGACGCGGCGUGGCAGGCUCUACGCACGCGGUACGGCAUCAGCCCCGAGAACAUCAUCCUGUACGGGCAGAGCAUCGGCACGGUGCCCACGGUGGACCUGGCGUCGCGGUACGAGUGUGCGGCCGUCAUCCUGCACUCUCCGCUCACCUCGGGCAUGAGGGUCGCCUUCCCCGACACCAAGAAGACCUACUGCUUCGACGCGUUCCCCAACAUAGAGAAGGUGUCGAAGAUCACGUCUCCGGUGUUGAUCAUCCACGGGACGGAGGACGAGGUGAUCGAUUUCUCGCACGGCCUGGCCCUGUACGAGCGCUGCCCCAAAGCUGUGGAGCCGCUGUGGGUGGAGGGGGCGGGGCACAACGACAUCGAGCUCUACAGCCAGUACCUGGAACGUCUGCGCAGGUUCAUCGGCCAAGAACUGGCAAUUCAGCACACCUGAGCACCUCCUACACAUCUCCACUCCCCCCCUCUAUCUCCCUCUCUCCCUCUCUCUCUCUCUCCCUCUCCCCCUCUCUCUCUCUCUCUCUGACCCGUUUACACUUCCUCUUUCAUGCAUCCUCAAUAAUUAGGAUUUCAUGUUUCACGAUGAAUAAAGCGCGGGUAGAGAUGCACCCAGGACUGCUCUGAAACGGACAUAAACAGAAUAGCAAUGUAUAAUUGGUGUACUUUAUUUAUUUAAUAGCUAUUUCCACAGAGAUUAUCAACCGGAAUAAACCGCCGAGUGCUCAGAGAAACAACGCUACCUCGAGGGACGAAAUAACACUUUUUCCGUUUGCCAUAAGGGAUCUGUAAUUAUAAAUCAAUAAAAAAAAAAUGUUUUUUGAUAAAUUAUAAAGUUACGUAAGAUAAAUAUCAUAUCAAAUAUAAAAUGAAUUAAUCCUAUUUCUUUUAUAUCAUUUAUUUAACUUCCCCCCUUCUCUCUCUCUGUUAAAACUCUCUGUGAGUUGGCUUUUAUGGAGAAAAGGGGCGGGGCCGAGCGGAUUUCAACAUUUCGGGCAUUGUUUCGGUUGGAGAAAGGGACGCUUCCUUAUACGUAUGUUUUGGGGGGUAAUUAUUGUUCUAUUAUUUAGUUAUUGUUCUAUUAUUAUUAGUAAUUAUUCUAUUACUGAGAAUAGGUACUAGGAUAAUUACGUAUUCGGAUUGGUUGUUUUUAAAACUUUAAACAAGUUUCCGCCCAAUCCAGAUGUGUUAAGCGGACGUGUAAACGGAGUCUCUCUUACUUCCUUUCUUUCUGUCUGUCUCUGUCUCGGUUUUUCCUCUCUCUCUUUUUAUAUUGUCGACACGUCUCCGGUGGGAGCGAGACCGGUGUCGAUAAACCGGCGCGGACUCCUCCACGUUUAUACGGACUCCGUUGUUGUUCGGAGCGACUCGAUGCUGACGACCGACCGCGGAGGCUCUCGCUACUUUGAUGCGGUUGUUCUGACCUCCUCUCUGUGUGUGUGUGUGUGUGUGUGUGUGUGUGUGUGUGUGUGUGUGUCCUCGAUGAGCGACAGUGCUGGAAAACACCCCAGGCUCGAACGUCUUUCUCUUCCUCGAUCGGUAGAGUUUACGGGAGCCUUCCUACGUUAAUUAGCGUCGUUAUUGCUGCGAUUAAACUGCGCCCCGUUUUGUUUUUUUUUAUUAUUAUUAUUAUUAUUAUUAUUAACGCGUGCGCUCUUUUCCUUCUGAGUUUUAAAGGUUCCGUACCCCGUCGUUAAGCUCCAUUUGGUCAUUCGGCGUAGCGACGUAAUGAGCUGACUAAUAACCGCGGGAUUAGUAUACAGCUGUGGAAUGUGUGACCUCGGGCCAGCGUCUUAGAACACGAUAUCCAUGAAAGCGGGUGGUUUUUCCUUCCCCGUAUGCGGUCACACACGUCCUAUUUGUGCGUGAGACACGAAACCGAGCCCCUACCACAUCCGAGGAACAGGUGUGUGACGCUGUGAUUCUCGCUGUCUCACCCCAGGGGGUGCUGGAGUGAAAAGACACGCGAUAUUUCGCUCGAGGCGGAGAUGAACCAAAGAUGCCGAUCUCUAGCGUUUGUCUCCGACGGAUCAGAAUCUCAGACCUACCACAAUCCCUAUUCUUCAAUCAUCGACCCCGCCUCACCCCGGGGUGACUCGUGACUCAUCCGUUCACCUUUAACCCGUCUCCUUUAAUGUCCCGUUUUAGACUAUCGCGGUACGUCACGCUGACCAUGCGAUAAACCUUUACUUCUUUGCAUAUGAACGAUCAUUGUUUAGAAAUAUGUUGACGUUAGCGUUCGAGACAAAGCCUUUAUGGCGAAUCAAAAUGGCAGCUACGUUAAUAUUUUACAAAACUGGCGAGUAGGAACGUACCGGCUCCGGAGAUAUCCGUUACGGUUUUCAGAACGAAGUACCUGUAUACGUGUACCCACGAACACCGUCCUUAAUUUAACGGAUUUAGAUGUAUUUUUCAGAAUUCACCCGAAUUUUAAGUCUCUUCAAAUGCAGUACAGAGUGUAUCCAGUAGGGGGCGAUGAUGACCGAGAUCUCCGAUCUCAGCAGCUAUGUUUUUUUUUUGUUGUUGUUUAUUUGCGGAAAACUACUCUAACCGGCCGAGCGCGCGUCGUGACGACGUCACAUGGCGCGUCUUCGUGUAACUUAGAAAUUUUUCCUGGGUUUCGCGUUUAAUUUCGGCGAGAGGCGUGAGGGACCGAUCUAUCAUACGAUGCAAUUUCCUUAACCUCUGAUCGAUGAUGUGAUUCUCAGGUAGCGUUAAUUCGCGAGUGAUGACGUAGAUAAGAACUGUUUAAAAAAAAAAAAAACACACACACGAUCACGUUACGAAGUUACAGUCCGAUCCUCUCGCUGGUGGCAGUUUAUCGUUUUUUUUUUUUUUUCCUUCUUGUUUUUUUCCCAGUAAUAUAAUGACUUCUAAUGAAGAACAAUCGGUUUAUGAUCGUUGCAUGGAUGCAUUUCGAUCGGAAUCACGGAUUCGCGACACACUCGCUACACACCUGAACAGAUGAAUAGACUGAGAUUCAAACGAAUAAUAAAGAAGCGUCCAACCGUCAACAAUGGUGCUUUUAUUUAGGAACCAGGACAGAAGUGUAAAAGUGAAAAUGCCCUGCAGGCGUAGAGAGCUCGUGGUCUGUGCGGCGAUGAUGGAAAUGAAAUAAAGGGGCGCGGCAGGUGUGAACGCAGCCGUAGACAAACCGUGGCGUGUGUGGAAGACGAAAGACUGGAGCCAAGGUGCUGGACAAAGCUCAAACUGUCCGAGGAUCAGCUGUGGAGCUGCUGUUUGGUGUGUGUGUGUGGGGGUGGGGGCCACAAGUGUUUGGGGGGACAAGUGCAACACAGGGGCAGGCUUUGGGAAUGAGGAUUAAAUUGUGAGAAUACUGUGUGUGUGUGUGUGUGUGUGUGUGUGUGUGUGUGUGUGUGUGUGUGUGUGAGAGAGAGAGAGAGGUUUCAUGGAGGACCCAGACGGACUCGUUUCGAAGCUCCAGACCAACGUUUAGAUUCUGAACUGAUUUUUUUUUUUUUUUUCUCUUCCUGAUUUAAAGAAGCUUAAGUUAUACGAGACUUUUGUAAAAGCACUCGGAUGGACGUACUGUAUCAUAUUUACACACACACACACACACACACACACACACACACACAUACACACAUGUACAUGACAUUUUCUUCCUUAGGGGUAUUUUUUAUUUUUUUAAUUGAUUUAUUUUCUCCUCUUCCUCGGGGUUAAACGGGUUUUCCAGGUGGUGUGUUUAUUGUCAUGGUUGUGUCCACUUACACAUUGUUUACUGUAAUAUAUAAUAAUAAUAAUAAUAAUAAUUAUAAUAAUAAUAAUAAUUAUAAUGAUUAUAAAACUGUUGUUUUUAGUUUUUCCAGAUUAAAGAUGAUCUUAGAGAAUUAAAAAAGGAUGAAUUGA
Molecule: messenger RNA, 4835 nt
Organism: Ictalurus punctatus (channel catfish)
Lineage: Eukaryota; Metazoa; Chordata; Actinopteri; Siluriformes; Ictaluridae
Gene: abhd17ab
Product: abhydrolase domain containing 17A, depalmitoylase b
Exons: 5
Coding region: 388-1404 (338 amino acids)
Biological process (GO): protein depalmitoylation
Cellular component (GO): endosome membrane; plasma membrane
Molecular function (GO): palmitoyl-(protein) hydrolase activity
Source: RefSeq, a predicted model, not a curated record